Polyodon spathula (Mississippi paddlefish) is the source of this 3145-nucleotide messenger RNA. RefSeq names its product ankyrin repeat and BTB/POZ domain-containing protein 1-like. Gene Ontology annotation, molecular function: protein binding. The record is from RefSeq and is a predicted model, not a curated record. Gene Ontology annotation, cellular component: ubiquitin ligase complex; cytoplasm. The coding region runs from base 216 to 1649 and encodes 477 amino acids. NCBI's taxonomy places the organism in Eukaryota, Metazoa, Chordata, Actinopteri, Acipenseriformes, Polyodontidae. The transcript is spliced from 12 exons.
UUUUUUUUUCUCUCUGUUCUGUGUUUACAUUGAGUAGCGGAUGCUGAAAACAGCUGAGACACUGCAAAGCGAUAAGUGAAGGUUGUUGCGCAUAUAAACACUAAACCGUUUCAAGCCAUAUUCGAGACAUACAGUGUAUAAAGCACUGUAUUCAACACUGACAAACACAGGCCUGCAGUUUCAAUGCAUUUCAGAGUACUGAAAACUCUCCGGCGAUGGACGCAAAUGAUUUGUUUGCAAGCUGUAGGAAGGGAGACGUUUCAAGAGUUAGGUACCUUGUCGAACAGAGAGAUGUGGAACUGAAUGUCCGAGACAGAUGGGACAGUACCCCAUUGUAUUAUGCAUGCUUGUGUGGCCAUGAGGAGCUGGUUCAGUAUCUGCUGGUGAACGGUGCGAAAUGUGAGGCGAACACAUUUGACAGAGAACGCUGUUUGUAUGGCGCCCUAAGCGAUACGAUCCGGAGGCUACUGAAGGAGUACAAGCAGAUCACCGCCAAGGGAAAGCAGAGGGAUUACUAUGAUGACUUCCUGCAGAGACUUCUUGAGAAAGAUAGAGACAGUGAUAUUGUGUUCAUCGUCCACGGAAAAACCUUCACCGCUCACCGUUGCAUCCUCAGCGCGCGUUCCAACUAUUUCAAUGAGAUGUUUGAAACGAAGUGGAAAGGGAAGAGCAUCAUCGCCCUGAAACACCCACUGGUAAAUCCAGCAGCCUUUUGCUCAAUUUUGCAGUACUUUUAUACUGGCCGUUUGGACAUUGAUGUGGAGUAUGUUGAGGACUGCAUACGACUCGCCAAGCAGUGCAAAAUAGAUGACCUCAUAGAGGAACUGGAGAACAAAUGCAAAAAGGUCUAUGAAUUUGUGUCUUCCAAGCCGGGGACCUGUGUGAAAGUCCUGACGCUGGAACCGCCGAAUAAUUUCCAGCUCCAGGAGGACCUAGCUAUAUUAGCGGACUGCGCGUUGCCUGCUGAACUCAGGGUGGGAUUUGGGGAGCUGCCCUUUGACCGAACUGACAACUUUACAAACUCCCCUGACGUCUGUUUCAGAGUUGAAGGCUAUGACUUCCUGUGUCAUAAGGCCUUUUUCUGUGGCCGCAGUGAUUAUUUCAAGGCGCUGCUGGAGGAUCAUUUUUGUGAGAGUGAAGCGUUGCAGUCUCAGCCCAGCAUCCCUGCAGUGACCCUGCACAACAUCACCAAGGACAUCUUCAUCAGGGUCAUGUAUUACAUCUACAGUGACGACACCGAGCUGUCUCCAGAGAAUGCCUAUGAUGUGCUGUGUGUGGCCGACAUGUACCUGUUGCCAGGGCUGAAGAGGCUCUGUGGUAAAACCUUGGCGCAGACCCUCCACCAAGACAAUGUUGUCAACAUCUGGAAAACAGCCCGACUCUUUCGCCUGUCGCGGCUUGAGGACCAGUGCACUGAGUACAUGGCCAGGAUCAUAGAGAAGCUGAUGGAGAUGGAGGAGUUUGCAGAGGCGAUUAAGGAGGACGCAGAUGCAGUGGAAGCACGGCAGGAGACCGACUCUAUCCCUCUUGUCGAUGACAUCCGCUUUCACAUCACCAGCAACGUGCAGACCUACAGUGACAUCGAGGAGGCCAACCAGAAACUAGAGGCCCUGGAGCAGCUGCUGGGCAGCAUCGGACUCGACUGCUGAGGAGUGGCCUGAGAGCAGCAUUAAUUGUCAGCUGAAUAAUCAUAAACAAGCCAGAAUGAUAAUAUUAAGCUUUUAUUCAUGGAUGACAGCAGUAAUAAACCCCAUAGUCCUCCUCCCCCUUCCACUUCCAGGACAUUUUCUUUAGGAGACCUUGGUCUCUGCGCAAACCCCUCGACCUUAUUUGGAUGCCAGCAGUUCCUUUAUGCAGUCACACCUCACUGCUAAAAUAGAGGGGUACAUAUCUGAGGGUGCUUAUAUGAAGUGAUGCUAGUAACCUGCUACCAAAUCCUGCCAUGCGUAUUCCCAGCGCAUUGGAAAACAGGUGGGUCUUGUCCAAUCAUGAAGGCUUCUCUGAUUUGUGCCACUGUAAGUGUGUAGCUUGUCACAUUAAAGACAUUUUAAUCAAGAAACCAGUAGGAUUUUUAUUUCCCGGUACCUUAUUUUUUUUUCUAGCAUUGCGUCAUAAAAACCCUAAACAAUAUAUCAAGCCUCUCAUUUGAUGACCAAAAGCCCAGUAAUACCAUGUGUUUUUUAAUCAUAUAUACUGGCAGUUAAUAAUACUUAAAAGCUUUGAAUGAAACUCCUGAGUGAUUGUGAAACUGGAGAAAACAGUUUAGAGAUAUCAGUUACACAGUAGAUAAUACAAUGCAUUCUGGGUUAGUAUCUUACCAUCCUAUUUACUGCUUAUCCAACAGUUUUACCGUUCUAUUGGAAAUAUGAGUUGUAUGACACAGCCUAGAUUAUGGAUACAUAUAAGGGAUCUUCAAUUUAUAAAUAGAAUUUGACAGCACUUGGCAAUAAAAGCACAGGAUGGCUUUUUUCAUGUAAUUGCUUCUGUUGUUGUAGUAUUAACAGAAGAGCUGUUAUACACUGUGUAUUUAAAAAAAAAAAAAAAAAAAAAAAAAAAAAGCAUUUGACGAUGUUUGGAAAUAUGACUUAACUGGGUGCAUGAGAUGAAAAAAGUCAAAUAUACAAUCCUCACAUUGUUUCUUUAUUAUUUCUUGAAAAAUUCAAAAUUUCCCUUGGUUUUAGGUGUGGAAAGGUCUUUGAAAAGAGUCUUUUUGAAGUCUGCAUAACCUUAGUGGAAUUUAUAACCAGACCAGCCUAUAUAGCUUGCAGUCUGAUUGUCUUACUGUAUGUGCAUUGAGGUACACUAACUUAACCCAAGGAUGCUACUGCCAUGCGUACUAUAUUUAAAGAAGUGUUAACCAAGUUCAUUUCUUAACUUUUUUUAGCUUCAUUAACAUUAUUUUAUUUCAAUAAUGAACUUAUGCUGAUGUAAAUGUUGGCAAAACUGAACAAACUGCACCCAUAUAACCAAAGAGCCCAAAAAUCAGACCUUUGCACCAGUGCAUACAGAAAAUUGGGUACAAAAUAAAAAGCAGCAUAGCAACAACAAUUCACCUCCAAUCCAGGUAGCAGCAGACCCUAAAUGUGUGCCAAUAUUGUACAUACACACUGGCCUCCAAAAAGCAGUGUCUACAUCCUGUAUAUGA